AUGUUAGCAUCCCAGCUCCCCCCCGCCAUCCCCGGAGCAAGGGAAAAAGGCAGUUUGCUAGUCCGGGUUCCCCCCGCUCUCUCUCCGGGUGGGGACGGACUGGGGGUGGGGGGGAAGACGGGUCAGCCUCGGCCAGCCUGGGGGCGCCUCGCUCGCCCCCCUUGCCCCCCGCCCCGCCGGUCCCUCUCCUUCGCUGCAGCCCGCGUCUCCGGUCGCCUCUCUCUCUCCCGCUUCCCCUGCGUCUCCCGCGCCGUCUCACACGCACCCUCUGUUUAUUUUCCUGCCUCCAUCUGGGCCCUGCUGAUAUUGUAA
Molecule: messenger RNA, 312 nt
Organism: Rangifer tarandus platyrhynchus (Svalbard reindeer)
Lineage: Eukaryota; Metazoa; Chordata; Mammalia; Artiodactyla; Cervidae
Source: the annotation of a GenBank genome assembly